CCCGUUCAGAGAAUGUACAACGGUGUGCAGUUGGUCGGUCUGCCCCGGAAGGAGAGCACGGAGGUCAGUAGCGCUGAGGAGGCGGCUGGCAAUAGGACUGCUCCGCGUGAAGAAAGGAACAAGAACGCUUGCGAAUGUUGUGGUGGUGGGGUGACGACCGGUCUUUCCCUCUUACAACGUCUCGGAGACGAAGCCGUCGAUAUCCAUAGCGUGAAUGAUGAUGACCUAACCAUAGCGGGUACUCCAGUGUUGGACGUCUGUCUUUCUCCCGAUCCCGACUGCUAUGGUUAACAUGAAUCGAGCGAGUAGAGCUAUGGCGGCAUUCUCCGUUCAGUUGCUCCGUGGUGCAAUGGCCGGGUGUAGCAAGAUGCCUGCUUCAUCCGUGCACUUGGAAGUCGGGAGUCUUGCAGAGGUGAAGCAGUCCACAUCAUCUAUCUCAUCAGCUCGUUUAUCAUCAGCAUUCGCUAUCCCGUGCUGGAGGAGAUUGGUGAGUACAAUGACACCAGGCAGAAGUUUCAGUGAGCGCCUUCCAGAGCAGCAACGCGAGACACGGCUCUGUUCACGAACGUUUACAAUGUCCGUCACCUCAGCAUCUCAUGACGGCAAGGCUUUGGAGGUGUCUUCCUCGAGGCAGGGGUCCUCUCUAGGCGCUAUGCCCAGAGCAGACACUGCAUUGGAUGCUGCCCAUACCUCGUCUGGCAUCAUGGAGUUGCUCUCAUCUUCCAAAGCUGUGGACGGUGAUUCCAACCGUGCUCCCAUCUGGCACCAUGUGAAGACAAAGGCAUUGACAAAACAAGCCCAGCAUAUUAUGAAUAUUCUGAAUGCUGAGUCUGUGGCAGUUGCAAAGCAGAGAAUAGAGUACCCGGAUUUUAGGCCUGGGGAUGUACUCCAGCUGAAAGUGGAAAUUCCAGAGAACCACAGACGAAUUGCGGUCAUAAGAGGCGUCUGCAUAGCAAGGCGGAACUCUGGAAUUGGAUCCACCUUCCGACUACGAAGAGUUCUGAAUGGGCAGGGAAUCGAGCAUGUUUACCCUCUACUAGAAGGAGAAGUAGCGGCUCAGCAGGAGGAGGAGCAAGAUGGCAACGAAGGGGAAAAGAGUAAUGGAGAGGACAAGGAAAUGGAUAAGCAAACGGGUAAAGAACAGCAGAUUAUGGGGAACGCAGAGGACGAACUGAGGGAUGAAAGUGUAGGAAAGGUGGACACAGAUCAAGAGGACCUACAGGAGGUGGAUGAGGGUGAUGAUAAAGAGGGGGAGGGAGUGGGGCAGGAGAGAGUGGAAGAAGAAAACGAGGAAGAAGUGGGGGGGCGGGGGGGGCAGAAGUGGCGGGCGCAGACAGUGAGCAGGAGGAUAAGACGGAAAAAAUCAGGGGAAUCGGCCACGCCUCAGGCUUUAAACAGCCCGGUGUAUGAGAUCCCUACGCUUAUAGAAAUCGGUACCUCGCACACCGGAGAACGGGGGAGGAGUACACCCACAGGAUGGAAGAGCUCGAUGCCGGCCCCGGAAGGGAGCAAACGGAAGAGGAAUGGUGGGCGGAGCGCGCAAGGCGGUUCGAGAGCGGAGGGAAUGGCAAGGGGAAGACACAGUCAAAUGGGGCAGGUGUACGAAGGAGACCUGGAUAUCGGAGCGAAUGUCUCGGAAAUUCUUCGGUACACUGGCCAUGUGGAAAGCAAUGCCGGCAAUGCCGGCAAUGGAUCAUCCCUUCGAUAGUCAGAAGGAGAGGCAGCACACUACGCGGGGUAUCUUAAAAUAUGUUAUGGGUUUCUAUAGCCAACUGUUGACGGAGGAAGAGCAGUGGACAUCAGCAGACAUGGCUAGGGAGCCGGAGCAACAAAUCUGGAAGCAUCUC
Chara braunii is the source of this 1847-nucleotide messenger RNA. The record is from the annotation of a GenBank genome assembly. Lineage: Eukaryota; Viridiplantae; Streptophyta; Charophyceae; Charales; Characeae.